AUGUCCGGACCAGCAGUAGAGCUCAAACAGCGACGGGUACCAGAAGUCGACAUGAGCACAACAAACAACCACACAGUUCAGCAAGAAGCCAAAGGGCGAACUGUGACGUGUAAAGAGAUUUCUGAAUGGCAAUGGGACAACAAGUUCAUCCUUAGUGGCUAUCGGCCGGAAAAGGGGGAUUACUGGGACAUCUUCGUCAGCCUAACCUUUGUCCAUAACGAAACUUGCAAUAUAUACACGCAUCUGAUCGGUGCUCUGGUUCUUCCAGUUAUCGCAACUGCCACCAUGCGAUACCUUGGUGAGCCUCAGUUCCUCAACGUCAUAGCCAUGGACUACAACAUGUUCGGAUUCUUCUUUUGGUGUGCGGAGAUCUGUCUGAUCCUCAGCACACUUUUCCACCUGAUGCAGAGCCACUCGCAUCGCGUGGAACAGUUCUGGCACGGGAUGGACAUGCUCGGUAUCAUCAUUUGCAUAGUGGGCACAUUCUGCUCCGGCAUCAACUAUAUUUUCUACUGCGAAGAGCCCUUGCAGUACUUGCAUUGGGGCAUUAACUUGACAUUUGGUACUACCUGUGGUGUGCUUAUCUCGAACCCAGAGCUGAAGACACCACGCUGGAGGAGAGUCAAGGUGGGCGCCUUCUUUGCUUUUGGCGCCUCGUCCUUUAUACCUCUGCUGCACGGAGCUCAGCGAUACGGGCUGGAAUAUAUGCUCAAGUACGCGGGAAUGAAGGGGUAUCUAGGAGAAAUUGCUUUCUAUGGUUCCGGAGUGAUGCUAUACGCUUUCCGAAUUCCGGAGCGUUUUGCGCCCGGCAAGUUUGAUCUCUUAUGUAGUUCUCAUCAGCUCUUUCAUGUCGCUAUUUUGGGCGGAAUGUGCUCGCAUCUGGCUGGUUUGCUGCAAGGUUUCACAGCAUCCCACACGCUGGAUGUGUGUGAGAUGAAGGGCAUCGAUCGCGCGAAUUAG
Molecule: messenger RNA, 960 nt
Organism: Pestalotiopsis fici W106-1
Lineage: Eukaryota; Fungi; Ascomycota; Sordariomycetes; Amphisphaeriales; Sporocadaceae
Exons: 3
Coding region: 1-960 (319 amino acids)
Cellular component (GO): membrane
Molecular function (GO): signaling receptor activity
Source: RefSeq, a predicted model, not a curated record